GGGGGCUACCUCGUCGACGUGGAGACGGAAACCAUCGUCGCGCCCACGGCGUGGUACGCGCCGUACUUUGCCUCCAUGCAAGCGCCGCUCGUGGGGCAGCGUGUCCCCGGCGCGCGCGAGGCUUGCCUCAAGGCGAUGGCGGCGCACGACGCGUCCGAGCUAGAGUGGCUCACUUGCGUCGGCUGGGACGCGAUGAUCACCGACGAGGGCCCGACCUUCUUCGAGGGCAACGUGGCCGCGUACCGCACGCCGCGUCGCAUGGCCCUCUCGCUCUCGCUCGCAGACGGCUUCCGCAGCUGGAUGGCGACGCGCGGGAAGCGGUCGGCAGCCGCGUGA
Molecule: messenger RNA, 336 nt
Organism: Emiliania huxleyi CCMP1516
Lineage: Eukaryota; Haptophyta; Isochrysidales; Noelaerhabdaceae
Exons: 1
Source: RefSeq, a predicted model, not a curated record